AUGGGUAAUAUUAAAUAUGUGAAAGGUGAUAUUUUAAAUGCAGGGGAUUUUCCAAGAAUACUCUUGCAUUCUUGCAAUUGUAAUGGUACAUGGGGAGGAGGAAUUGCAUAUCAGUUAGCUUUAAAAUACCCUUAUGCAGAAAAACAGUAUAGAGAAGCUUGUGACAGACAUGUUGUUGGACUUUUAGGUAAAUGUUUGUUGUUGAGAACAAAGGAAGAUCCAAACUUAAUUAUUGGCUGUCUCUUUACCGCUGCUUAUGGGGGAUCUGAUCAAAAUGAGAGUUACAUUCUAAAGUAUACUAAGAUGGCUUUACAAGACUUAUCAUCACAACUUAAUCAAGAAAAAACACUGGAAGACUAUCAGAUUAUUAUGCCUAAAAUUAAUAGUGGUAUCUUUGGCGUUCCUUGGGAAAAUACAGAGCAAUUAUUAGAGGUGUCCCCACAAGACUUUACAGUUUAUGUAAUAUAG
This is a messenger RNA of Arxiozyma heterogenica, 468 nucleotides long. RefSeq names its product ADP-ribose 1''-phosphate phosphatase (gene POA1). Gene Ontology annotation, biological process: peptidyl-glutamate ADP-deribosylation. NCBI's taxonomy places the organism in Eukaryota, Fungi, Ascomycota, Saccharomycetes, Saccharomycetales, Saccharomycetaceae. The transcript has a single exon. The record is from RefSeq and is a predicted model, not a curated record. The coding region runs from base 1 to 468 and encodes 155 amino acids.